This is a messenger RNA of Penicillium alfredii, 1254 nucleotides long. RefSeq lists its product as uncharacterized. NCBI's taxonomy places the organism in Eukaryota, Fungi, Ascomycota, Eurotiomycetes, Eurotiales, Aspergillaceae. The transcript has 2 exons. The record is from RefSeq and is a predicted model, not a curated record. Bases 1 to 1254 code for a protein of 417 amino acids.
AUGACUAUUGCACCUCCGGUGCCUCACCCUGUCCAUGACAGUGUGAAUGGCCCCCCCGGGCAUCUUCCCAAUCUGACUCGUUAUCAUCCCAUUGCCAUGAAUCCCAAUCCGCCUCCGCACCAGAUGCCUCCGCCAGAUCAGAUGCUGCCCAACCCUCAUUUCCGUCCUUUUGUUCCUCUGCAUGAAACUCACCCGGCCCCCCCACCGGCUCAUAGCCCAUCAUCGAUUGACCACAUCGAAGCUCGUCUCCGGCAGCUCGAGCAUGAAGAAAUGACUCGCAUGGCUGCCCGCACUCACCUUCUUGCCGUCCGCAAGCGCGAAGACGAGGAUUUUCGGCGGAUGACCGAGAGUGCCGAGGCCGAGGAAGAGGAUCUGAGGAGACAACGCAAGAGGCUCAAGAGAGAAUCGAUGGGCUUGGGACUUAAUGCUGCUGCCGACUCGCCGCCAUUACGGCCCACACCACCGCGGAGACUGUCCGAGACCAACGCCGCAACUACCCUGGCUUUCUUCAAACAGCAGAGUCCGCCCGAACCCCGCCAAGUUCCUCUUCCUCCUGCAUCGCAGGGGCCGCCGCCUGCGAUGCCGCCGCCUCAUCUUCAUCCGCAACCGCAUCAUGCGCCUCACCCACCUCACCCGCCUCAUACACCUCAUACACCUCAUACGCCUCAUACGCCUCUGCCCCCGGCGCAGCACCCUAUUCUACCGCAUGAUACGAUCAACGGCACCAUCCGGCGCAAGCAAAAGUACACGAUCAAGAAUGUCGAAGCCUGGGGCGAACGUCACGGCCGGCCAGCGGCGCAUGAUCCCUCAGGGCGGGCUCUAUGGAAGCGGCCAUCGGACGGGAGUCUGGUGUAUCUGACGUGCCCGAUGCAGGGCUGCGGCAAGGCAGACUUUGUCACACUGCACGGGUUCAUGUGCCAUCUGACCAAGAAACACAAGGACCGAACACUGGGCAGCCAGUCGCGCGCACUUGAAGUCUGCGGCGUAGUCUUCGACCCGAAUGCGCCGCUGCCGCCAGUGACAAGAUCCAACCGCGCGUCGACGGAGGGCAGCCCGCUCGAGUCGGCGCCACUGGAUGCAGACGCGGACGCGCAAGAAGGCGAGCUAGACUCCGAGUCCGAGGACGGCGAUCGACUGCGCGAGGAUUCGUUGCGCGUCAAGACCGAGGCUACAGAUCGACCGAUGCCCGACGCCGUCGACUCGUCUGUCACGCCUGCCCCUCCUGCUACCCUGACUCCCCCAAACCUGUUGUGA